Anneissia japonica is the source of this 5073-nucleotide messenger RNA. Its product is annotated as structural maintenance of chromosomes protein 2-like. Gene Ontology annotation, molecular function: ATP binding; ATP hydrolysis activity; protein binding. Gene Ontology annotation, biological process: chromosome organization. NCBI's taxonomy places the organism in Eukaryota, Metazoa, Echinodermata, Crinoidea, Comatulida, Comatulidae. Bases 94 to 3753 code for a protein of 1219 amino acids. The transcript is spliced from 23 exons. The record is from RefSeq and is a predicted model, not a curated record. Gene Ontology annotation, cellular component: chromosome.
GGCAGCCUACCUAACGACAAUCUCUCAAAUUUAGGCGCCAGUUUUAUAUUUGUGGUAAAAUAGUCGAUCGUAGAAGAGUUGGAAAGUAAAGAUAUGUAUAUUAAGGAAGUCAUUUUAGAUGGCUUUAAGUCAUAUGCUCAAAGAACAGAAGUGAAAGGAUUUGACCCGCUUUUUAAUGCUAUAACAGGAUUAAAUGGGUCUGGAAAAUCAAAUAUUCUGGAUUCUAUCUGUUUCCUUCUUGGUAUCACUAACUUGACACAGGUGCGAGCCAGCAAUUUGCAAGAACUAGUUUAUAAGAGUGGACAAGCUGGUGUGACUAAAGCAACAGUUACAAUUUUGUUUGAUAACACUGAUAAAAAUCAAAGCCCUGUUGGUUAUGAACAUUUUGAUGAAAUCACAGUUUCAAGACAGGUUGUGAUUGGAGGUCGUAACAAGUACUUAAUAAAUGGCAGCAAUGCAAACAACAGCCGGGUACAAGAUCUUUUUUGCUCCGUUCAGUUAAAUGUCAACAACCCUCAUUUCCUUAUCAUGCAAGGAAGGAUUACAAAAGUUUUGAAUAUGAAACCACCAGAGAUAUUGUCUAUGAUAGAAGAAGCAGCAGGAACCAGGAUGUAUGAGAAUAAGAAGGCUGCUGCUCAAAAAACAAUCGAGAAAAAAGAUGCUAAACUCAAAGAAAUUGAAUCGAUUUUGAAAGAAGAGAUAACGCCAACAUUAUCCACCUUGCGUCAAGAGAGGUCAGCAUACUUAGAAUACCAAAAAGUUAUGCGGGAACUUGAGCACUUGACCAAACUUCAUAUUGCGUUUCAAUUUAUGUCAGCUGAAAAAAUCAACCAUGAAUCUACCCAGGAUUUAGCAACUGUCACUGAGGGUGUAGUAAAGUUAAAGAACAGACUUAAAGAAAUUGAUGAUACAUUAUUUGCUCUUGGGAAAGAAAUUCAAACACUUCAAAACCAACGGGAAGAGGAAGCUUCAGGGACGCUCAAGGUACUUGAGGCUAAACUCACUGAAAAACAAAAUGCUGAUACCAGAAUUCAGACUUCGCUUCAACACAAAACAGAAGCACUCAACAAAGAGAAAAAUAGUCUGAAUGAUCUUUUUAAGAGCAAAAAAGAGGAUGAAAUACUUUUAAAAAGCAAGGAUAAAGAGAUUGAUGAAAAUACUGCAAUGUAUACUAAGCUACAAGAAAUAUGUAACACAGCUGCAGCAGCAUUCACAAAUGCACAAAAAAAAUUGCAGGCAGUGUCUUCUGGUCUAGCAAGUGAUGACAAUGGAACUGAUAAAACACUUGAAGCUGAAUGGCGAGAUUGCACAAAUAAGUUAACAAAUGCGGGAGACAACCUAAAAAAUGCACAGAUGAAGUUGGAGGAAGCACAAGAAAGACUAGAUAAAAAAAUGUCAGAAGUGAAGGUUACAGAAAAGGAGUAUGCUAAAGUGAAGAAAACCCUUGAUCAAAUCAAGAAAACAAAGGAUGAACUUGAGUCAGAGAUCAAGCGAUUGGGGUUUGAAGACCAAAUUGAAGAUAAGUUGUUGAGAGAGAAGCAGUCACUGUCAGUGGAUAUUGAUAAAUUGCAAGAUACCAUUGUGAAUUUAACAGAGAGGUUUCCAAAUCUGCAAUUUGAAUAUCGUGAUCCUGAAAAAAACUUCGACCGUCGAAAGGUUCAUGGGCUUGUUGCUCGUCUCAUGAAAAUCAGUGAUGUUAAUGUAGCAACUGCCCUAGAGGUGUCUGCUGGCAAGAAGCUGUAUAAUGUAGUUGUUGAUUCAGAGGUGACAGGAAAGAAAUUACUACAGAAAGGGGAAUUGAAAAAGCGCUUUACCAUCAUUCCCCUGAAUAAGAUCUCUUCACGUACUUUGAGUCCAGAGAUCAUAAAUGGAGCCAAACGAUUGGUUGGAAAAGACAAUGUUCACUUUGCUCUCUCGCUUAUAGGGUAUGAGAAAAAUGUGGAAGCAGCAAUGAAAUUUGUGUUUGGUUCAAACUUUAUUUGUAAUAAGAUGGAACAUGCAAAAUCUGUGACAUUUGAUCCCAAAAUUAAAACCAGAACAGUGACUUUAGCAGGUGAUACAUUCGAUCCAUCAGGAACACUAAAUGGAGGAUCCAGAAACAAAUCUUCAGCAGUGCUAGCCAUGCUUAGUGAGUUACAGAAUGCAGAAGACAAUUUGAAAGAAAAAUUGCAAAAACUUGCUGAGGUUGAUAAUCAACUUGCCAAACUUAAGCACUCAUCAGAGAAAUUUCAUCAGUUGAAGGAACAGUUAGAUAUGAAAUCACAUGAAUUUGACAGCAUGCAGAGUCUAUUGCAGGAGAGCACUCAUACUCAACAGUUAAACAUGAUCAAGAAAUUGCAGAUAUCUGUUGAUGAACAGCAGAAAACUGUUGAACAAUCUAAACUUACACAAGCAAACAUGAUGGAAAAAAUGAAGACAUUGGAAGAGAAGUUGAAGAACCCAAAGGCUGUACAAGAUCAAGAAAUAAAGGCAGCAGAAGAGCAGGUUGACAAGGCCAAAAAACUUGCUGAACAGUCAAACACAAACAUGAAAUCAAAACACCAGGAGAUGCAAAUGCUAAAACUAGAGGCAGAGACCCUUCGACAAGAUUUGUGUAAAUAUGAAAAACAAAUCGAAACAACAAAUGAGACUAUUACUGGCUUUGAAGAACAAUUAAAACAAGUUCAGGAAGCAGCCAGAAAUUCUGCGGAAACAGUCAAACAGUCGCAACAAGAUCUAAAUCGUCAAAGAGAAGUAUUGACAGAAUGUAAUCAAGACAUUAAUGCUAAGAUAGGAGAGCAAACACAGCUUAGUAAGGAAGAAAAUGAUGUUAAGCUGCAGAUAAAGGAGAUGGAGCAUAAAGCAGCCAAGAUCAACAAAGAGAGCAAGGAAGCAGCACAAAGAGUUCAAAAUCUACUUGCUAAAUAUGAAUGGAUUGAAAAUGAGAAGCAGUAUUUUGGACAGCCUAACACAGGAUAUGAUUUUACUCAAAAUGAUCCGAAAGAAGUUGGUGUUCGACUUCACAAGCUUCAGGAAAUUAAAGAAAACCUUUCAAAAAAUGUCAAUCUUAGAGCAAUGAAUACUUUAAGUAAGGCUGAAGAAAAGUAUAAUGACUUGAUGAAAAAACAAAAAAUUGUGGUUAAUGACAAGAAGAAAAUUAUGGCAACAAUCAAGGAGCUAGAUGAAAAGAAAAAUGAAGCUCUUAAAAAAGCCUGGGAGCAAGUUAACAAGGAUUUUGGUUCAAUUUUCUCAACUCUUUUACCUGGCACUUCAGCGAAACUGAUGCCACAAGAAGGACAUAGUAUUCUAGAUGGCUUAGAAGUCAAGGUUGCUUUUGGAGAUGUCUGGAAAGAAAGUUUAUCUGAACUUAGUGGAGGGCAAAGGUCUCUUGUAGCACUUUCGCUUAUUCUAUCACUUCUGCUCUUCAAACCUGCCCCUUUAUACAUUCUGGAUGAGGUAGAUGCAGCACUGGACUUGUCGCAUACACAAAACAUUGGUCAGAUGCUAAGAACCCAUUUCAGGCAUUCACAGUUCAUUGUUGUUUCCCUUAAAGAUGGAAUGUUCAACAAUGCCAAUGUAUUGUUUAAAACCAAAUUCAUUGAUGGAGUCUCAACAGUGACGCGCCAUGCUCAAGUGCUGUCUACCUCAAAGGGCACUUCUAGCAAUAGAGGUGGAUCACAAGCCAAUACAGUUAGACAUGACAGCAUGAGGACGGCAAACAAAAAUGGAUCAAAGAGAGCACGCGUUGACCUGUUGUCAGUGCAUGGACAUUAGCAUUCAUAGUUGGAUAAUUCCUUAUCGAUAUUCGUACAAGUCAAGCUUGAUUGUGAUUGGUCAGUGAAUGUCAUAGAAGUAUUAAAUUUUAAAUUAUAGAAUGCAUAGUUUUCCUGAAUUUCAUAUACAGUACAUAAAUUUGUUUUUCAUAUGCUUUUUGUAUUAUUAUUGGCUUGUUUUUUUUGGAUAGGCAAAUUAUUAAAAAAAAAACCUGAUUCAACAACCUAGUAGUGGCGUCGGAUUCUGAUAGAAGCAUGAGUAUACUGCAGGAACUAGGUCAAAUCUAUUCUUAUUGGACAAGGUGCUUAUCAGCUAUUGGUCUGUCAACAUACUGAAUGAAAUAAUCACAAAAAAAAAAUUGGAAAUAUGUAGAAAGAACUAAUAAUUAAGUAUUAAAAUGCAGAUAUUGUUGACAUCAUCAUCCGUAUACGAGGUGUAUGUAAAAUGAAGGGGUCGUAAAAUGAGGUAGAAGAUGAUCAAAAAGGAAACACAUCAACCAUAAUUAAUUUUUUUAUUAAUCAAUUUAAUUUGUUUAAAUACUGUAUGUCCAUUGCUUUUUUUCUGGUGAAAGCUUAAACCUCUAUAUCACCCCAAAAAGUGAAAUUUGAAUUAUUUUGUUCUUGUAGUACCCAGGGGCAUAUCUAGGGUGUGUGCCACAUUCCCCACCCCAAAAAUGUUGCGCCUCCUCACCCAACGUUCACCAACCCAUUGAAAGCAAAUAAAAGCUUGAUAAUUUUUGACCUCAUAUCAUAUGAAGUGUAUGUAAAAUGGAGGUUCUACUGUAUAUAUAAUUCUUAGGUUGUCUGAUGGAUUUUCGAAUAUAUCCUUUUGUACUGGCAAGAACUGAGAUAUUUUUUUUUUUUUGGUAUAGUUUCUUUAUGAUUUAUAUUUUUUUGUAUGGGUAUACAUAAACAGUUAUGAUUUAUUAUGGAAAUGGAUUUGACAUUUGUAUGUCACUAUAGAAUAAAAGAGUUUUGUCUCAAGUUACAGUGUUCUCACUGAAUGUUCUUGUUAAUCCGCUUAAAUUAAUGAAAUGAUGUUGGUGCAUGUAAUAAUAUUUAAAUGAUAUGGUUUUUGUAUGUUUCGUUCAGGUAUAAAUUAAUGAAUGCAUUGCAUAUACACAUUCAAAACAGUGUUAUAAUCAAUUCAUGGUGGAAGAUGAUCAAAAACUAAAACACAUCAAUCAUAAUGAAUUUUGUCAAUAAUCAAUUUCAUUUUUUUGUCUCUUUUUUUUAUUUUUUAUUAAGAUGAGCACUGUAUGUCCAUUGUUUUUUUCUGGCGAAAGCUUGAGUGAAAUAAACCUCUAUAUUACUCCAAAAA